AUGUUACCACAAGAACAAGCAUUGAAUAGUCUUAUGACAUUUCUUCAUGUACAUGGUUAUAGAAAAGUGAAAGGAAUUAAUCUUGAUACGAUAAGAAAAUUAGCUUCCAUUGUACUUCAAGAAAAUGUUUUUGCUUAUGGUAAAAAAAUUUAUAAACAAACAACUGGUGGUGCUAUGGGUUCAUCAUUUACAUUAACUUUAGCGAACAUUUUCAUGUGGGAAUGGCAAAAAAAAAUUAUUGAUGAACAAACUGUGACGGGUGAAUUUUAUGGCCGGUACAUUGAUGAUAUAUUUAUGACUUGGAACAAAUCUGAAAAUGAAUUAAAAGUUUUAUUAGAUGAAGCAAAUACAUGGCAUCCAAAUAUUAAAUUAGAUUAUAAAAUCGGCAAAAGUCUUCCAUUUCUCGAUGUUCUUCUUACGAAUAAUAAUGGUAUUCUAUCAACAUCUGUUUAUCAUAAACCAGCAACUGAACCUUAUGUUACACCAUUUAUAUCUGAUCAUCCGCGACAUGUUUUCACGAAUAUUAUCAAAACUUCUCUUACACGUGCUAUAAGAUAUUCAUCGACAUUUGAAGUAUUUAAUAAUGAACGACGUUAUAUUAAACUAAUGUUAUUAUAUAAUGGUUAUACAUCAACAUACAUUGAAAAGGAAUUUCACAAACAUCUUUCUGAACAUAUAUCUACAUCACCAUUUUUACCAUUAAUCAAUAAUGAAAAGGAAUUUAUUCUCAUGCGUAACAAACUAUUAGAUCUACCAACACCACGACAAUCACAAGUGGCAAUGAGUGCCGCUACAGCCGACAUUGACAACGAUCAAACAGAUGAUCAACCAAUAGGACCAACAGAAAUUCCAAAGAAACCAGAGACAAAACAAACUAAUUUUGGAAAUAAACUAUUUGUUCAUCGUACACAUGAAAAACGUUUUAAAUCAUACAAACAAAACAUGCAUCGAGUGUAUGAAGAUAUCUUUAAAGACACACCAGCUAUCCAUGCAAAACUUGUUGUGGGCAAUAGAAAUCGUCGGGAUACACAAAAUGAACUGAUACGUAAGCGACCUAAACAAACAUUAUUGCAGAACACAAUCACUAAAAAUCCACAAGGUGGAAAAGGUCCAUCAGAUAGAUAUGCUGCCGUUUUAAAGUCACACGUUCGCCGUUAUUUAAACGAAGGACACGAUGUUUCAACAGCUGCUCAAUUUGUAGCCGCAUGUGCUUCGCAUGGUGGUGUGAAAAAUGUUCAUGCAUUUGAAUGUGAAAUGACUCCUACUCGUUCGAAAACUAAAGUUAAAAUUAACGAUAUCACUAAACUACAUAAUUUUAUCUAUGAAUCGACUGCUAUUCGUUCGUAUCGCGCUUGGAAUAUAGGCAUUGGUAAGAUGAUUAUGCUUGAUGGAAAUUCACGCAUUUCGCCGAAUAUUAAUUCUCUCGUUUGCAUUAAUCCUUCUCUGGAACCAAAUCGACUCAUAAAUUCUUCUGUAGGCGAUCGGCUGAAUGAUACCGAGUCAUCAGUACCCAAAGAUGUUGAUGCUAACGAUCAAGAAAAGUCGAAACCAAAAUUAUUCUUUUGUGAUUACGAAGGAUGUAUUUGUCGCUUCCUAAACUAUGGUAAUCUUCUUCAUCAUAUAGUUAAUGGUAAUCAUAUUGAACGAGUCGAAAAAUUAUCAAUGAAAGAUCUCGCAAUGAUUACUUAUAAGUCCAAGCUAGAUGCUGCUGAGAACCAACAGCUUUUAUUUCUUGAAUUACAGAGAAUUAAUUUCAAUCGGGAUGAUUACAAUCAUAUACCAACAUUAAACCAAGGAUGUGCUCUCCCAUUAACUCGAAAAGUGCAGACAAUAUCUCCGAAAGUAAAGCAAUUUCUAAAGAAAAAAUUUGAUGAUGGUCAACUACAUGGAAUACGAUGGCAGCCUCAGGCAGUGGUCGAUGAAAUGAAAUACAGUCAAGAUCCAGAGACAGAGCUUUAUCUUUUUGAUCUAUCUGAGCUUGUUAAAGUGAGCACAGUUCGAUCAUUCUUCUCGCGACAAAAAGCAAACAACGACAAAGUAAAUAAUCCAAAACCAUCCACCUUGGAAGACAAUAGUCUUAUAACCGGUGAACAAUAUGAUAGUGAAGAGGAUAUUGAAGACGAAGCAUUUCAAGAACAGCUGGCCAUCGAUUUAGAGCUUCAGCUUGGUGAUAUUCGAUCGACAGCCAAUAAAGACAAUAUGGCCGAAAUUAACUUAGCUACGGCUACGUCAAAACGAGCAUUAUCGUCAUUUGAAAACGAAAAUUUAUCACACACGAGAAAAUCAUCUAGAUUUCCGCGAAAAAAGGGACAAUAA
Messenger RNA from Rotaria sordida, 2316 nucleotides. Lineage: Eukaryota; Metazoa; Rotifera; Eurotatoria; Philodinida; Philodinidae. The record is from the annotation of a GenBank genome assembly.